Molecule: messenger RNA, 3456 nt
Organism: Aspergillus tanneri
Lineage: Eukaryota; Fungi; Ascomycota; Eurotiomycetes; Eurotiales; Aspergillaceae
Exons: 10
Coding region: 1-3456 (1151 amino acids)
Molecular function (GO): metal ion binding
Source: RefSeq, a predicted model, not a curated record
AUGGAGCAGUCAUCGCCGCAGAAUCUCAUUCGCGGCCUGCCCCGUGCUCCUGUAAAUCCCGGCUCGUUCCCCCCCGAGUAUUGGAAUCAUCUGGAUUCAUUAUACCCUGACUCGGAUCAACAUGCAGCGCAUCCACCACCACAACAACGGCUGCAACCAGAGCCGCAGCCGUCGCAGCCACAGCAACCGAUUGGUAUUAGUUGGGACCAUCCAGUCUUCAGUCAACAACACUCUCAGCAAACAACUCCAUUGCCCCCCCAACAGGAGCCUGGCCAUGGCAUAUAUCCUUCAUCCACGCCUCAGUCGUGGCGAACCACAUCUCUGCAUCAACAACCGAUAAUGCCGUCAGCUCCCCAGGGGUUUGCGAUGCCCGCUCAGUACCGGCAGGUACCUCAAUACCCCCAGGGACAAAUGCCAUUUGGCUCGCGACCUCUGGCUCCGUCGGAUAACUCUGCCUUCCAAACAUUCUCGGUUCCUCGUAACUAUUUUGGCCAACAGCAUUUAUCUAUCCCGGACACAUUUUCUCAGUCACCUACUCCGCAAGCCGCUCAGGCACAAUCAUCGCAAUCAGUCCCGUAUCAGCCUGUUGGACACUCUCACGCGAUCAAUCCUUACAACCUAUCAACUGCAUUUCCGGAUGAGAACUCGCAUUCGUCACUGAACCUCGCCAGUGAAUUUGCUGAGCCUGUCCCGAAUGUGACUGAUCAUCAGACCAUUAACCCCCAAUUCCUUGAUACAGCGCAGGCCACUAACCAACAUCCAUCGUUCACUAAUUUCCUUUAUGUAAAUCCAGCCGACUUCGAGCCCCAUGAGGACCCAAAGGUAUUUGACUUUUACCGAAAUGAUCUGCAAUUGCAGUCAGUUCUGCCACCUGCCGUUAACAAUCACGACGCUGUUGUGCGCCACCAGAACUUUGACAUUCUGGCACCGACAAAUGGUCAAAAACCGUCGGCCGUUCCUAUGCCAGUUAAGGGAGCUGAAACUCGGAAAAAGCAGCCUGGUAUAAAGAAGCAGACCAAGAAAACUGUGACUAAAUUUCCUAGUAAGAAAGCGGAUGGAAAAUUAUCGGCGUCCUCGAGCUCCUCGAGUGAGACCGAUGAUUCAGAUCUUGAAAUUGAACAAGCCCCCGAAGAGCCAUCUCCUAUUCCAUUAACUCGUCCCACUGAGCCUGAAGCAGCUGCGAACUAUGACGUUCUUCGAGCUGUGUGGUCUCCGCGUAAUAGGCGACCUAAUGUGGACAAAGUCAAGAGUGCACUAGUUGCAUUUAAAGAUGUUGUCAAAACUGUAAGGGAUGCGUGGAAAGACAAGACCCAAGCUAUGAAAGCCGCAGAGAACAAGGGUGACAAUGAUAAAGCUGCACGGCUUAAGCAAGAUGCUGCUCUUCAGCGUCGCCUGAUGGACGUGGUUGUCAGUACCGCGUUGGACAAAGGCCACCCAAUGAUUAUUGAGAAGUUGGGUGAGCAUCCAAUGGCCGUGGCUGCCAUGUAUUCAUUUUUGCUAGAUCGGCACCAAGCUUCUGACAUUGAUGGAUCAUUCACUCUGAACAUUCUUAAGCUGCUUUCCCGCUUUACCACAGUGGAUGAGGAUGUCCUUCAGAAAACGAAUGUUGCCAAACUAUUGCCUAGAUUCGUCAAGAAGGGUGGUCCAACAGCUAAGGACCUGGCACAGAGGAUAUUGGACAAUGCUGCCGCAUUCACCAAACGGAAGCGGGAAAUCACGAAGCCAGUAUCAAAGGAAGGGUCGCUUAAUAAACAGCCCAGUACCUCUGAUACGACUCCCUCGGAGGGCCAACGUACCGAGGCAAGUGGAGCUAAAAGGCAGCGAGAAACUGACAGUAACGUAUUGCCCGCUACGAAACGAAUGGUUGUUACAUCAAAUAUCAAAAAUCCCCCGAAACCAAAUGUCACCACUGCGAAUGGCACUGUUAAAAAGCCCCAGGAGGCGUCUGCGGCAAAUCCAUCUCGUCCCAAAGCCAACAUUGUCGCACCUAAGCCUACUAAUCUCUUUGGGAGUUUGAGCUCAGCUUCGAAAAGACCCGGUACUUCCAAUGCGGAGAGAGCUGCUGCGGCGGCGGCGGCGGCGGCGGAGGCGUCUAAGAGCAGCGCAUCCGCCGAAAAGAAAGAGCCUCAGACCGCUCCCCCGAGACCAGCUUACUCUUUUGGUGACUUAAUGGCAGACCUCAAUAAGCAGAAAGAUCCUGUACCUUCCAAGCCUGCUGAAGAUAUGCCCCCUGAGACCGAGGAAGAACGGAAGAAAAGACUUCGAAAGGAGGCACGACGAAAGCUGCGCGUCAGCUGGAAACCUGAUAAUAAGCUGGUUGAAGUUCGCACUUUUACACACGACCCUGAGGAGGAACUUCACCUAGGUGACCAUGCACAGCAUGAAGUGGGAGAUGUGAAAGGAGAAGGUAGUGUGCUCAAACUUCAUAGAGAUCUUGACGAGCUGGACGACGAUGAAGAUGGUGGAGUCCGAGAAGAAUCCUUGCUUGAUUACUACGAACCGACCGCUAUCGACGAUGUGUAUAUUUCACCUGAAGAUCGCACCAGAAACUUUUUGAAACGCUGUGGCACCCAGAAGCCUAACAGUCCAGAGAAGCAGGCACAAGAGCAUAGAGAAGCCACCACACUCAUGGUGUUUUAUACUUCUCCAGCAGAGAUACCACCAUCACCGAAGGAGCCGCCUCCACCAAGCGAUGAGGAAAUAGUGCCGGAAGUGGUUAAUUUUGGAGAAUUUCCUGAUUAUGUGAAGGCUCGACAAGAGCGAUACUACUCGAUGAUCAACCCUAAACCUGCCCCCUCGGCUCAACUGAGUGCACAAAGUAAUCAAUUUGACAUUUCAAACUUAUUGAAGAUCAUUCAAAAUGCUCCUCAACAGCAACAGUCGGCUCCGUCGCCAGCACCUCAGCCAGCACCUCAGCCAGCACCACAGGGGCCGAUGUCUGACCUUGAGCGAACAAUCAGCAUGUUUCGUCAACAGCAACAGCAACAGCAGCAGACUCCACAGCAUCCACAGUCGCAGAUGCUCCAUAUACCUCAGUUUCCUUCGGCUUCCCAACCACCUGCUACACCGGGCCUUGAUUUCCAAAAGAUAUUGGCUGUCAUCAAUGCCCAGAAACAGAUGCAACAGCCACCUGUAAAGCCGCAGCCUCAGCCAUCACAGCCAAGCAUUGCACCGAACCUUGCUGCCAUCAUAUCCCAGCUUACCAACUCUAACCCAUCAGCGGGCCCGAACAUUUCUCAGCAGCCAAAUACUUACGAAGACCCUGAACGCAAACGCAUGCGCGAAGGAAAUGGGUAUGACGGACCUGAUGAGGAUAGUUAUGGUCAAGCUAAGCGUAAUAGGCCUAGUACCGCCAAGAAACACCCCAAAGCCGGAUUGGUUCCUUGCCGGUACUGGUCCGAAGGAAAGUGCGCAAAAGGUGACGACUGCACUUUUCGCCACGAUCCUCUGAAUUAG